Megalobrama amblycephala (Wuchang bream) is the source of this 1829-nucleotide messenger RNA. Its product is annotated as tripartite motif-containing protein 16-like. The transcript is spliced from 7 exons. Gene Ontology annotation, molecular function: zinc ion binding; protein binding. The record is from RefSeq and is a predicted model, not a curated record. The coding region runs from base 201 to 1829 and encodes 542 amino acids. Lineage: Eukaryota; Metazoa; Chordata; Actinopteri; Cypriniformes; Xenocyprididae.
ACAAACAUGAAAACUAAAAACUUAGCAGCAAUGAGGCUCUUCAGGACCAGGAAUGAGGAACCUGCUUUACAGACACGCCUGUUUUAAACACGUCACUCAAACACAGAACCAGGAAACAGGAAUCACCUGAGUUCAGAUAAAUAGAAACUGAAGUGUAGUUGAGCUGUUGUGUGUUUGUGUUUCUGUAUUCAUGCAGUAAAAUGGCAGAAGCCAGAAUUUCUCAGGAAGAGUUCAUGUGUCCAGUGUGUCUGGAUCUCCUGAACGAUCCAGUGACAACUUCCUGUGGACACAGUUACUGUAAGAUCUGUAUUACAGGCUGCUGGGAUCAGGAGGAUCAGAUGAGAGUCUACAGCUGUCCUCAGUGCAGACAGACCUUCAGUCCAAGACCUGCUUUAGCUAAAAACACCAUUCUGGCUGAAAUGGUGGAGAAACUGAAGAAGACUAAACUUCCUACUGACUGUCAUGCUGGAGCUGGAGAUGUGCAGUGUGACGUCUGUACUGGAAGAAAACACAAAGCCGUCAAGUCCUGUCUGGUGUGUCUGAACUCUUACUGUCAGAAUCACCUUGAACAACAUGAGAGUUUGUUUAAAGGAAAGAGACACAAUCUGACUGAAGCCACUGGACGACUGCAGGAGAUGAUCUGCCAGAAACACGACAAGAUCCUUGAGGUUUUCUGCCGCACUGAUCAGAAGUGUAUAUGUGUGCUGUGUAUGGAUGAACAUAAAAACCACGACACUGUAUCAACUGCAGCACAGAGGACAGAGAAACAGCACCAGCUGAAGGAGACGCAGAGGUGGUUCCAGCAGAGGAUCCAGCAGAGAGAGAAAGAUCUUCAGCAGCUGAGAGAGGCUGUGGAGUCUCAUAAGCGCUCUGCACAGACAGCAGUGGAGGACAGUGAGAGGAUCUUCACUGAGCUCAUCCGCUCCAUUAGGAGAAGCCGCUCUGAGGCCACACAGCGGAUCAGAGAUCAGGAAAAGACUGCAGUGAGUCGAGCUGAAGGACGACUGGAGCAACUGGAGCAGGAGAUCAAUGAUCUGAGGAGGAGAGACGCUGAGCUGGAGCAGCUUUCACACACACAGGAUCACAUCCAUUUUCUGCAGAGUUUCCAGUCUCUCUCAGCUCCUCCUGAAUCUACAGACGUAAAUGAUGAUCCCUUCAGUUCUCUCUCCUCUUUUGAUGUUGUGAGAGAAUCUGUCCGUCAGCUGAGAGACAAACUGGAGGAUUUCUGCAAAGAGGAGCUGAAGAAGAUCUCUGACAGAGUCACUUUCACCAACAUUGUUCCCAGAACCAGGAACGAAUUCCUACUAUAUUCACAUCAGCUCAAUCUGGAUCUGAACACAGUGAAUAAACGCCUCCGUCUGUCUGAGGGAAACAGAGUGAUUACUUACACUGGCAUUUUCACAGUCCAGUCUUAUCCUGAUCAUCCAGACAGAUUUGAUGUGUAUCCUCAGGUGUUGUGUAGAGAGAGUGUGUGUGGACGAUGUUACUGGGAGACUGAGAGGAGUGGAUGUGUGUGUAUAUCAGUGUCAUAUAAGAGCAUCAGCAGGAAGGGAUCAAGUAGUGAGUGUGUGUUUGGACGUAAUGAUCAGUCCUGGAGUUUGAUCUGCUCUUCCUCCAGUUACUCAUUCAGACACAAUGACAUACAGACUAAACUCCCUGUAAAAGUCCAUCAUAGAAUAGGAGUGUUUGUGGAUCACAGUGCAGGAACUCUGUCCUUCUACAGCGUCUCUGGAGACACAAUGAGCCUCAUCCACACAGUCCAGACCACAUUCACUCAACCACUCUAUCCUGGGUUUAUUGCUUAUAAUGGAUCAGUGAAACUGUGUUGA